Diatraea saccharalis (sugarcane borer) is the source of this 619-nucleotide messenger RNA. The record is from the annotation of a GenBank genome assembly. Lineage: Eukaryota; Metazoa; Arthropoda; Insecta; Lepidoptera; Crambidae.
AGAUAAAAAAGAAAAUCGUCAAGAAAAAGGUGUGUUUUACGUAGAUUUUACGUGUUUGGAUAAUUUUCUGUUGCAGUUCUUCAACUAAGCUCAGAACAAUGUCUGGCCGUGAGGGUGGCAAGAAAAAACCAUUAAAGGCCCCUAAAAAAGAAAAUAAAGAAAUGGACGACGAUGACCUUGCAUUAAAACAAAAGUUAAAGGAACAACAAAAGGCUUUGCAGGAAGCAAAAGCCAAGGCAUCACAAAAAGGCCCUCUCACACAAGGUGGUAUCAAGAAAUCAGGGAAAAAGUGACAAGACGGAAUUUAAUACCUUAACAUUUAAAAUAUAGGCCGUAAAUUUUUAUGUAAGAUUUAUAAUGAUCUUUGUUACUAUUAAUAUCUUUGAAAAAGCACUGUAAUGUUUGUAAUGUCUUGAAAUGGCAAUUUCAUUUAACAAAGUGCCAAAUUGGAUCCUUAUCAUCAGCUCUGAGAGAUAAUCUUCAUUGCUUCUUUCAAAUAUUUUUAAGGGUUAAUGGUAUAGGUUCUUUAAUUACAGUGCAGUGCAAAAUGAUUAAUAUUCUCAACUUCUGAAUAAUAGGCUACUGCAUAUUUCUUUAUGGAAUAAAUGUUGUGAAUAUU